Molecule: messenger RNA, 1453 nt
Organism: Chrysoperla carnea
Lineage: Eukaryota; Metazoa; Arthropoda; Insecta; Neuroptera; Chrysopidae
Gene: JMJD4
Product: 2-oxoglutarate and iron-dependent oxygenase JMJD4
Exons: 2
Coding region: 70-1401 (443 amino acids)
Biological process (GO): protein hydroxylation; positive regulation of translational termination; negative regulation of gene expression
Cellular component (GO): nucleus; cytoplasm
Molecular function (GO): histone H4R3 demethylase activity; sequence-specific DNA binding
Source: RefSeq, a predicted model, not a curated record
UUUUAUGCCUUUAAAAAUAAUUUCUGAAAACUAAUGGAAAUUCAAAAAAACAUAACCUAAAAACCAAAAAUGUCUCAUUUAACUGAUUUAAAAUCACAAUUGGAAUUAAUGAAAGUUUCAUCACAAUCAUUAUAUCGAGAUAAUCAAUUGAGUCAUGAACAAAUAAAAACACUUUUGGAAACUCGUGGGUGUACAAUAGAAAUAACAAAUCCAUAUGUAACUCCAAAGUAUACUUUGGAAAAAGUUCGUAAAGUACCUAUCCGACAUUCUGUAUAUAGUUAUACACAUUUUUUUGAACGCAAUCUACUACAGAAUAUUCCUUGUGUUAUUACGAAUGUAGCACUUAACUGGCCAUGCAUGAAAACAUGGAUUGAUGGAGGUCAGAUCAAUUUCAAAUAUUUACGCAGUAAAUUUGGAAAUGCCUCGGUGCCGGUUGCUAACUGUAGUAAGAAAUAUUUUGAUUCGCAUGAAAAAAUUACUAUGAAAUUCUCAGAUUAUUUAGAUUAUUUUGAAAGUGAAAAUAAAGAAAAUUUAUUAUACUUAAAAGACUGGCAUUGUAGAAAAGAAUUUCCACUUGAAGAUUUUUACGAAGUGCCUAAAUUAUUUACUUCGGAUUGGUUAAAUGAAUAUGCUCUUGCGACUAUGCAAGAUGAUUAUAUGUUUGUUUAUAUGGGACCGGCAGGAACUUGGACUCCUUUGCAUGCAGAUGUCUACAAUUCAUAUAGUUGGUCAGUAAAUAUAACUGGCUGUAAAAAAUGGCGAUUAUAUCCACCAGGCCAAGAAGAUUUACUACGAGAUCAAAACGGACAACUUCCAUUUGAUGUAUCAACAUAUGAUUCAAAAACCAAAGACGUUUACUACUUAGAAAUAAUCCAAGAAAAGGGAGAUGCCAUAUUUAUCCCGUCGGGGUGGUAUCAUCAAGUUUGGAAUUUGGAUGACACAAUUUCCAUUAAUCAUAAUUGGAUCAAUGCGUGUAAUAUACAUGUUAUGUGGAAAAACUUACAAUUAGAACUCAAAAAAGUAGAAAAAGAAAUUUCCGAUUGUAUACAAAUGGAUAAUUGGUCGGAGCAUUGUCAAUUAUUAUUACGGGCAACAUUUGGCAUGAAUUAUUUUGAUUUUUAUAAUUUUUUACAUGAGAUCGCGUUUCGACGGAUAACACGUUUAAAAAAUACAGCAACUGUAACAUGCUUUAAAUCCGCGUUGGGUGUCAAUCAUUGUCGUUUUGAUUUGAUUCAAAUUCAUCAAGUUCUUGUGGAUUAUCUUAAAAAUGAUGUCUUUGUUCAUAUGAAUACAACGUUUGAAGGGAAUUUAUUGGAAUUAAUAGAAAAAAUUUUGCAAGUGUUAGGUAUGUGGGAAUCGAUUUUGGGGAAGAGUGAAUUGCAGUUGGAUUGUGCAAGUUAAUAAUGAGACUUAAAAAAAUUUAUAAAAAUAUUUGUAAAUAUAUUUAUUUUUU